AUGAAUUCUGCCGUUCUCAGCCAUCAAGUUGCACUCGCACGUGCUCUGCGAUCAGCCGUGCUCGCGUCGCCCGCACGCACCGCCCUCCUGGCGACUUGUGCUGCCGAGUCAUCACAUGCUGCCACGGGCAGUUCCAACACUGGCGCUGGUCGCCAGAGCCCCGCAAGCCCGCCGUCGACCUCCGGAUUGGCGAACAUGCAACGCAAGGACCUAUACAUGCCAAGCUCAAGCCUCGAGGGCGAUCACUUUUCGGUCGACGUUCGGCCCGCUGCAAAAGGUCCCGGCCAGCCGAUCGACGCCGACCUGUCCCAGCUCCCGCCCAUUCCGCCCGUGGUGCGCGGCCCCGAGACGCGCCAAGUCAAGAUUGCCCGCCUGCUGUACCAGACCCGCAAGCGAGGCAUUCUCGAAAACGACCUCCUACUGAGCACCUUCUUUGCCGAGCACGCCAACGCGCUCAGCGACGCGCAGCUGCAGACCUUUGACAAGCUCCUGGACCAGAUCGACUGGGAUAUCUACUACUGGAUUACCAAGGCGCGUCCCGUUCCGCCGGAAUUCGAUACGGACGUGAUGGCGUUGAUUCAAGCACACACCUUGGCACGGCGCAACGGCCCUUUGCGCCAGCCCUCCACCCCACAAGUCAAGUCACAAUGA
Molecule: messenger RNA, 651 nt
Organism: Capsaspora owczarzaki ATCC 30864
Lineage: Eukaryota; Filasterea; Ministeriida; Capsasporidae
Product: DUF339 family protein
Exons: 2
Coding region: 1-651 (216 amino acids)
Biological process (GO): protein-FAD linkage; tricarboxylic acid cycle; mitochondrial respiratory chain complex II assembly
Cellular component (GO): mitochondrion
Source: RefSeq, a predicted model, not a curated record